GCAUAAUUUUGAAGUUUAUGAAGUUUAUUUUGCAUUUUGCCAACCGCACCCUCUGUUAUGUGCUUCAAGAAUUUAGAAAUUUUAUUGGUACAAUUAUAUUCGUAAUGGUGUUCGACCGUGUGUAAUUUAAAACUAUUAAAUAAUCAUGUCGUUAGAGACUCGAUCGACUUCAGCCCUUUUCAAAAGGGCAGAACAGCUGAAACGUUGGGAGGAAUCUGAUACAAAUCGGGAACCAGUGACACCGAAACAAAAAACUCGUAAAAUAAAAUUUUCCUCGGGAUGUGUUUUUCUAGCUGCAUGUGCCGCUGGUGACAAAAAAGAAGUGUUGGAACUAUUACAUAAAGGAGCAGACAUUAACACUGCAAAUGUGGAUGGACUGACGGCUUUGCAUCAGGCAUGUAUCGACGACAACCUAGACAUGGUGGAGUUCUUAGUGGAGAACGGAGCGGACGUCAACAGGGGGGACAACGAAGGUUGGACCCCUUUGCACGCCACUGCCAGCUGCGGUUUCCUCUCCAUAGCGAAAUACCUCAUCGAAAAAGGGGCCCACGUAGCGGCCGUUAAUAAUGACGGGCAGCUCGCCAUCGAUAUUGCCGAAUGCCAAAAGAUGGAGGAGUUGCUGAAAGAAGAAAUUAAUGAACGAGGUAUUGAUUGCGAGGCGGCUAGAAAUGAAGAAGAAUUGAUCAUGUUGAGGGAUGCCAAAGAUUGGUUAGCGACUAAAAGUCCUUUAGUCAAUGUACCACACCCAAAAAAUGGGGCGACUCCCCUACAUGUAGCAUGUGCCAAAGGGUAUUCUGAUGUUAUUAAAAUAUUAUUACAAUCUGGAGCCGAUAUUGAUGCUCAAGAUGUUGACGGAUGGAGCCCAUUGCAUGCUGCUGCGCAUUGGGGCCAGAAAGAGGUGUGCCAAAUUUUGGCCGAGAAUUUGGCAGAUAUGGAAUCUAAAAACUUUGUUGGACAAACAGCUUUUGACUUAUGUGACAGUGAUAUGUUGCCUUUCGUUGAGGAGCUUAGGAAAAAGCAAAAUAAAGAAGAAGUAUUUAAUAGAAGAAUGGCGAAAAAGAGAGUGGACGUCAACGAUAGAAAUUUGGAAUCGGAAACACCUAGUAAAGUUAAAAAGGUCGAUAUUGGUUCCGAGAACGAAUCCAAAGUUAUUGAAAAUACGGACAUGGACGUAUCGAGCGAGAGCGAGUCGGAUUCAGAAACAACUGAAAGCAGCUCUGAGUCUGAAUCGGAAAGCUCAGACGAGGAAAAGAAAAAUAAGUUGAACGCCAUCAGUGCUAAUAAUGAAAUCACUAGCAAUACAGCGAUUGGACAGAAAAUAGUUGAAGACAAUGAGCAAAUAACAGCUAGGAGAAAAAUCAACAAACAAAAUUCGGAUCUAAGUCCAACGAAAAUAAACGCUAGCAAUAAUUUGACUAAUUCUAUUGACACAAAAAUUGACGCCGAAGUAACUUUAAGGAAGCCCCCAAUUGUACAAUCUGAUAGACUGGCUAGGAAAGAAGACAAAAAAGAAACCGUCAGCAUUCCUGCCAGUCCCACUACCCCCACCACCACAACAACUAACAUAUCACAAGAAAAGACUUCACCAGUGACUAGUCCACAACCUACUAAUAAUCAGCAACUAAGAAGCGGUCUAAAGUUACAAUUAGGCGUUCAACCGCCUAAAGCUGCGGCCGCCUCUCCGCCAAGUCCAGUCAGUAAUACUCCUACGACUCCGACAACUCCGGGCGGAACCAGACUGCAGAUGCUCAAAAACUUCUUUAAAUCGUUUGUACCUCCUGUGAGAGACGAGGAGAGCGAAACGCAAAGGAAAGCCCACGCUAAGAGGGUCAGAGAAACACGCAGGUCGACGCAAGGUGUUACGUUGGAAGAAAUCAAAUCUGCUGAGCAAUUAGUGAAGCAGAAAAAUCAGCCCAACGGCGGUACUGCUAACGAAUCAAAGUUUUUGUUAGAAGACGCCACCAAACCGGCCAAUGAACCUCCCAGCACACCGUCGUUUAUUCGCAGAUCCAAUCCAGCCAAUGCCAUCCAAAGACCUUCUUCGGCGCCAUUGGAGACUGCAGACACAACGACGAUAACGCUCCCAUUGAGGAAACCUAAGUCCAUAGAAGAAAAAGACCAAGAUAAGGAAAACGAUAUAAGAAACGCGCAAGCGACUUUGGCAACACAGGCGGCUAUUCAGAGGAGACGGAGGCCGAAGAGGAGAUCGACUGGGGUUGUUUCCUUCGAUAACGUUGAUGAUUUAGAUCAAGAGAAGGAUUCUUCGAGUGGAAAAGACUGUGAUGAAACUACUAAAUUAAAUCAUUUGGAGAGCGGCACAGACCGAAGUAGCAGAUCUAGGAUAGGAAGUUCUUCGGAUAUCCGGAACGAGAACGGCGAAAUCGACUACAAGAAGUUGUACGAGCAACAGCUGGUUGAGAACGAGAGACUAAAAGACAAACUCAGAAAGAACGACGAGGAACUUAGAGAGACCAAACAGACCUUGGAGAAAAUAAACUUGGUAACGAGUAAAAAUUCUUUGUCAGAACUAGAAAAACGAGAAAGGAGAGCAAUGGAAAGAAAACUGAGUGAAAUGGAGGAAGAACUAAAGAAUCUGGAAAACUUGAAAACAGAAAAUCAGAGGUUAAAAGAUGAAAACGGUGCUCUUAUCAGAGUGAUCAGUAAACUGUCGAAGUAGCAUAAGUUCUAGUUGUUAUCAUUCAUUGCAUUUUAUGUUUUAAGGUGAAUUAAUAAUUUAUUGUCUUAGAGAGUAAUUAAACAUUAGGACACAGGUCGAUUCACAAAAUGAGUUAUAACAAAGGAUUUUUUAAAGAAAUAAAUCGAUUGAACAUUGGAUUUAACGGAAAAUUGUGAUAUAUAAUAUAUAUUAAUUAGUUUGCUCAAAUUUUUUUUUUUUAAUAACUUGCAAUAAUGAAUAGUGAUACGUUUUUGUAUGAAUCGCCCUGUAUACGCUAUUUCGAAAACAUCAUCGGUUCCGUUUUGUGAAUCGCCCUGUACGAAUAUGGGGCCUUACACUUUUUAAUCCAGAAAUCAGGUUUGGCCCAGAAUCCACCCCCUCCCCGUAUAUAAUGAAAAAAAAAAUCUUAAUUUAUAUUAUUUUUAUUUAUACCCUAGUACAAACUGUAUUAUGUGAGACGUUUUAGAACUGGUUUUAUUUUAUAGUUUGUCUCACCACUGCAUUGCGGAUGUUUUUUAUUUUGGGAGUUAAUUUUUGGCACGUUCUUGACUUGUAUGUAUAUACUUUUUUUGUAAAAAAAAGUCGCCAAGCGAUUUUAUUUAUUAGACCGUUUAAGAUUUAAAAUAUUUAUUUUAGCGUGUGGAGUUUAUUCCAAAUUUGACUCUUUGUCAAUAAUCUUCUUCAAAUAUAUCAAAUUGAAGCUGAAAAAAUAAUGCAGAAUCUUCAACAAUACAAUACCUCAAGUUGGUUAAAAUAAUGCCACUGACGAAUUUGACAUAACUGACAAUUAAAUUGUCAUAAAUUUCUUGCUUCGCCAUAUCACGUGAAAUAUGGUUAUUGUUGAAAGCUCUGUAUAUGAAUCUGACGACAAAACAUAUUAAUUUCUUCCUAGAAAUAUCUAAGGUUUAUAUUCUUUUUGUGUAAUAUCUAAUGUCACAUCAAAUGUCAAAAACGUUUGAUUCUCUUCUGGUAUAUCUCCGAUGCCACAUCGAUGGCUCAAUCAAAAACCGCCACAAGUCAAAACAAAGAAAAUUACAUUUUUGGUUCAAUGGAUGCAAAAUAUCAUUGGAGUUUUUAUUUUAAAUAUCGCUACAAACCAAAAUAUUCUUAAGAGAUGCCCAAAAAUCAUUUAAAGUCUAGCCACAACUCAAAACUGUAUCUAAAACUCCCUCAAUUCGGGUUAUUUUCUGCAAAACAUCCAAUUUUUUUUACAAACUACGCAAUAACUCGAGUUACGGUGCUUUUAUAAUCGUAAUCGUUAAUUUUAAGAGCAAAAUGUCGUAGCUUUUAAAUAAAAUAUAAAGAUUUUAUGUCAAAAACAAAAUAAUGAUAAUAGAGACUUACAAAUUUCAAACUGAAAUUCCUCGAAACAAUAGUAUUUUAGUUGUGGCAGUAUUUGAUAAAGCCAUCGACAUAGUGAUUAUUGUUUGAAAUAAAUAUUUAGUACGUUUUUGAUGCUUGACCUAAUUCCCGACGUUUUAGGUAUCAUUUUUGACGUUUGAUUUGUCUUUUUUCGCACCAGUGCACAUAAACAAUAUCCUACAAUACAAUAACCUGAUCAGACAUCAGGUUACUUUUUAGUUUAAUAGAGUAAUUUUUCUUUAGACACUUUUUCAGAGUUUAAAUUGGAAUAAGCUCCAUACAAAACUAAAUCUUCCGAAAAAUGCCUUGAUAAAAAGACUGUAAACAUUAAAAAUCAACGAUCAACGACUCGUAACUAAUUCGCAGCUACGAGAAUAAAAGAAUCAAAAGCACUAUUGCAUAGUGCAAUUAUUGUCUUUGAAUCUGAGUUUUACCAAAUUUUUAUUUCACUGCGUUUAUCGAUUAUCUUUAGACACAUCUUUUGAUUUUUAUAAUCUCGAAGCCAUUUGUAUCAUAAAGUUUAUACUUGAAUUUCUUGCUUUGUUGUGACCAUAGGGCGCUUGCAUGAACUGCUUACAUGACACAGUUCACUACAAUUCCAGCACUUGGUAGUCUUUGUCUUCAUCUUGUCAGUAAGGCUCUUCAUCAUGUUAACCAAUUGGUUGCGUUUAUCUUCCACUUUUUCCUCUUUUACAGUCUUUAUUUGCUAGUGUGUAUCCAAAAUAAACCUGCGUAGCUGCCUCAUAUUCAAGAGCAGCGACAAGACAUCGACCAAUGUUUUGUGACGGGCUAAAUGGAGUGUUCUUUGCAUUUCAUGGUCACAUAGACCAUCAACAAAUUUUUGGACAGCCAAACAUUCUAUCAUAUUUUGUGGAGCUGAUGGGUACUCAAAUCGUACCAACCUGACAAUAUCUACUUCAUAUUCUUGGAAGAGCCUCGUCUCGUUUCUGUUUGCGAUUCUUUAACUGUGAUUGAUACAAAUGCUCGUAUUGUUUGUGACCAUAUCGCAUUAAAUAAAUAUCAGAAGCAACUGCAUUUUCAAAAAAAAAAAAAAAAAAAAAAAAAGAUAUUUGAAGAAACUGGAGAAAUUAUAGAGAAAGACGCAUUAUCUGAAAAUAGAUAUGUACCCGGCACCUCCAUCCAUGGCAUGCGAACCAUUUUCGACUAUCCGCGACCAUAGUGAGCUUUGGAGGUUAACUUAUUUCAACGGGUAUUAUAGGUAACGGAAAAAUGGAAGCCUCAAAAGGCUUAAAUAAGAGUGAGUGACUUCAAAAAUUAGAGCAUGACCGGACAAGACCUCUAAGCUUAUUGUAGCAGCUACUCUUGAGAAAACCAAUUCCUGAUUCUCUUUCAUUGUUUCCUCAGAUUUUGUGUGCUGUACACCAAAGGACCAUCCCCCUAUAAUAAUCAGAAUUACUUUUAAAGAUAAAUGCAUCAUAAAAGCGCAAUAUCCCUUAAAUACUGUUUUUUCAAAGUUUCAACAGUUGAUUUUCGUAUAUGGCAUUUUGGGAGUCCAUAAAAUACUUAUGACCAUAGUCUGAAUGGGUGACCAAAUUGACAGAGCCUGGUGCCCGUUUGGACCGUGGAAUAUAUGUUUAGAACGCUGAAACGCAAGCCUGAUUGAGGAGAGCCAGUGGCUAGACUCAAGUCUGAUGGAAGGGAACCUGUCAGAAUCCCUCAGGGGGAAAGAGGGAUGCCUGAAAGCGUGAAGACAAAGUAAUCAGGUAAUAUUUAUUGUUCAAGUCAGGCAUUCACCAGUAUUCCAUCAUCUCCUGGUAUAUGUUUAAGAGUGAAUACUAUACCAGGGAUUUGAGAGAAGAUUGCAAAUAAAUUUCUUAUUCUUUGACUUUACAACCUAUGAGUUCAACCUGUUCUUGUUCAACAAUAGUCGCCAUUGGCUUCUACUUUGUACUCUUCUAUAUCCUCUACAAACUCUACUUACUUUUUCAACAAAAUCAUCUUUUUAAUUUUUUUGGUUCUUCCUCUAAUACUUCCUCCAAAACUUCUCUGAUCUAUAGCUCGUUUGCUUCUGCUUUGUCCGUCCUAAACUAUCAUUCUCUGGUCGUAUCACUUAGGUGUUCGCCCGAUCUAACUGCUAGUGCCUUUUAAACACAAAGUGUAAAUUUUUUGAUUCUAGUUUUUGUAGACACAAUUUGGUCCUUCGAGCCCGUAUAUUUGGUAAAUGCAAGCGAAUUAGAAUUUGGUCAAAUUCGGAGCUUAUUAUAAAUCGCUAGUUUUGCAUUUUUAUAUGUAGCGUAAACAAUAUACACAUCGUUUUUUUGGGUACAGCAUUUUAUAUAUAAAAACAUUCUGCCCAAACCUAGUUUUCCAUUGAAAAUUGAGCGGACCGUCGUCUAAAGUUUUUAUAGUACUUAGAGUAUUAUUGUUUGUAUUUAUUGACUUAUCGACAAUAUUUGAAAUGUUUGUAAUAUAUAAGGUAGGAUUCUACAGGAUGUUGUAAAGUUUUCGGCCGGAUGCAAAACGAAUUUGACUUUAUUUUGACGUAUUCAAGUUUUAAACUUUUCUUUUAAUUAAAAGGAAAUGUAUAUAUUGAACACAUAAAAGUUUUGGGUUAUGGUUGUUGAUGGGUGUAAUUUUGGGAAAAACUAUUAUAAUGGUUAUCGCAGAAAUGAUUAAAAGUUUAUUUGGGCGUAGUAAUAGCUCAAACAUAUCCUUAGUAACGAAAACCAUCUUUCUCUGUCCUAAAUGUACAAAAAUUACGUACACGAUUUUUUUUUUUAAAUGAACCCUUUACUUAAAUCUAUUAGUUUGGAACGAACUCAAGCAAUUCUUAAAUAUAACACCAUUAGUGGAUCAAACUACAAUCCAUUGCACACUCUAAGUCUCCAUAUUUGUCAACUAUUUCUAUGCAUUCUUGUUCUAUAAAUGGCGUUGUUAACGUAUACAAAUUCCUGUUGUUAUGUUGUUUUCAAGACUAAUUUCUAUUGUGGCUGUAGUUGUUGUAACGGCAAUCAAUCUAUUUGAAUUAGAAUGUUUUAAAACCCACAAGUUUCUUUAAUGAAUUGGGAUCCAGUUAUAGUUUUCUAAGCUUAUUUUCUAACUAGGUGGUAUCUUCCCUAUUGCCCCAUCAGUUCUCAUGCUCUCGGCAUCUAUUUCAAAUUGACUGCCAUGUUUGGCAAUAAAAUAUCUUCUGAAACUGCGACAUAUUUACAUUUAUGUUCAUUUUGUUUCAAUCAUGAAUCUUAAACAUAUCAUCCAGCUUUCUGAAAUUGCUCCUAGCUCUAUUGAGUGGAUUUAAGUGAGUUUUUCAUAUGUUUGAACGGCUGGUCAAUAUAAUUCUGAUAAUUUUAAGUUUAUUUUCAUCUUAUGGCAGCGCAUGUUUCUAGUGGUACAAAUGCCCUUUCGAACUCUGUAAAUAGUAAAUAGUGUUUAAAAUGGCUGAUGUCAUUUUCUCUCAGUAGAUGACGUCCAACUACUCCCUUAAUUCUUUGAGGAAUUUAGAGAACAGUAACAAAUCUUUAAAUGUACAUUACUUUACGAAGCAUGUUGGCUAAGCGUGGUUUAUAAAUAUGAAUUUAAGUAGAACACGGUGUUUCCAAAUGACGUGGUCGAACCUUAUUGGUAUUUUAAAUCAGACGAGAUCUGUUUUUGGAACCAAAUAAACUGUUGUUAUAAAUAAUGAACAAUCGGUUUUAAAAUUUCGGAAACUUAUUGGUUAUAGAUCCGAAAACUAAGAUAUUAAUAUUUUUUAGAAAUCCACACACAAAUCCCUAAAUUACCUCUUGGAAUAGAAAAAUAUGUUAGUAUUGCAUAUAACGAAAAUUUAAUACUCACAGACGACCUGGGAAAGUGUCUGCAUGCAUUAGCAUGUUUCCCCAGACGUAGUUUGUUAAAAAAAUAAUUGUGGUUUGAUUCGGAAUCUUAUUCAAAUAAACAAUUUGGAUGUCGGAGACUUAUGUCUCAGCUCAAUUGGUUAAAUCAGUGUCCGUAGAACACGAAUAGGCGGAUUCCAAUCCCCCUGUGGUCAGAUUUUUAAAAUGUUUCAUUAAAUUUGUUUUCUCGUUUGGGGGUUCACAAUUAUUGUUUUUUAUUUCGUAUGGAUAAUUUUGGAAUUUGUUUGAGGAUUGUCAAAGAAUUUAAUACGAAAAUUAACCAACUAUAAUUCAAAUAAAUUGAAACCAAUAAAAAAUAAAAUGAUGUUUAUAAAAAAACUAGCAGAGUCUUAUUGCUUAAAUUGCUCCAGAAAAAAUUGUUUGAAAUGAGGCUUACUUAGAAGUGAUGUGGGUACGAUAAAAUUGGAAUUUUGCCAAGCUUGACUUACAGACAUCCUGUAAAAAAUAGUUAAAAAAAUCCGUUCUUGUUAUGUAUUUUUUCCUUUCUCUAAUGUGUGAUAUAAUAUUUGCUUAAAGUAGUACUGUCAUUGCCAUUUAUUUUUUAUUUUUUUUUUUAGUUUUUUUUAACAUACCUAUUGUCCUAUUCUUACUCACUAUCCCCAUUAUAUCAUAUUACGAUUUUUUAUUAUUGUUUAUCUUUUAUACUUAAGUGAAUAAGAGGGUAAGCAUCCCAAGAAGAAUUUUGCCAAAUAGGUUUCUUUAAGUCACAUAUAUACAUCAGCUAAAAACGUUUUUUUUUUUGUUUAGAAAAUGAAUUAACUUUUCAAAUAUAAAUAUUACAAAAAAUAAUAUCAAAGAGAUGUGUCCUUUAUUGUUGGGUGAGAAAGAAGUAUUUUUGUUGGAUACCGACCGUUAAAAAUUGGCGUUUGUUAUAAGAGCUGUAUUCAAAUUAAAUAAUGCAGAAAUUCAGUAAGUAUAAAAACCACAAGUAACUUUUAAAGUAUUUGUUUUAACAAUUUCCAGGUAAUUAAAGAUGGUUCUUUACCUUCUAUCUGAAUUAGGGUGUGGUUCAAAGCCAAGUCGUUCUGAAAGGUCAUUUUCUAUCCCAUUAGGUUAAUAUUGGCAUUUUAUGUGAAUGAGUUUCCUCCUCCUCUUCACAUUUUCUACAUAGGAAAUCGUCAGAUAUCCUUUAGAGAUUUGGGUGUCUUCUAAGGCCGCAAUGUUACAUAAAUAGUUCUAUUGCGGUCUUUUGCUAAGGUUAGUACCCUUCCGGUAAGUCUGGAGUUUGGGUCCUUUAAUGAUAGUAUCAAUUUCAGUGCUCUGUGAUUAUGAUGAAUUUUGUGUUGUAAACAUAACUUUGGAAUGUUUUGACUCAUUAAAUGAUAUCUAGCAAUUAUUUCU
This is a messenger RNA of Psylliodes chrysocephalus, 9234 nucleotides long. The record is from the annotation of a GenBank genome assembly. Lineage: Eukaryota; Metazoa; Arthropoda; Insecta; Coleoptera; Chrysomelidae.